AAUGUCCUUACUAUAGUUAGGUUUAAUAGGUUAUUUGUAUAUGUCUUAGUAGGAGCUAAAGGGUUAAUAAAUAACAUGUCCCUAAUAAAGCAAGUAAUUAGUAGAUUGUUUAUAGUACCAGAGGGCUAUUAUUACCUUAGUAAUACUAGAUUUACUUGUAGCAAUAGGAUAGUGACUUUAUACCUAGGCAAAAGGUAUUACCUUAAAGAGUUUACUAAGGGCAGU
Messenger RNA from Colletotrichum navitas, 225 nucleotides. RefSeq lists its product as uncharacterized. NCBI's taxonomy places the organism in Eukaryota, Fungi, Ascomycota, Sordariomycetes, Glomerellales, Glomerellaceae. The transcript has a single exon. The record is from RefSeq and is a predicted model, not a curated record. The annotation marks the transcript as partial.